AUGAAGACAGAAUUAACUCUCGCACUUAAUGAAUGUAAUCGGGCUCCACCAGGAGUCAAUGCUGACGAAUACCUAAUUAUUCAAGAAACAAUUCAAAUUCUGGAACCUUUCGAUCUAGCUACAACAAAAAUUUCCGGAGAAAGCUAUAUAACAUUGUCACUGAUAAUACCAUUGAUUCGUGGAAUAAAAACGAAAUUAGUAGAAGUUGAAUCUCAAAUUGUUACUGAAAGCGGAAACAAAAUAUUACUCUGCAUGAAGGGAUCAGUUGACAAAAGACUAAGUCCCUAUGAAAGCAGGACACCUGUUGUACUUGCUACAAUAUUGGACCCCAGAUUUAAGAAGAAGGGGUUCAAAACAAGUGACGACGAGAAGCGAGCUGGUCAGUGGCUGGAAAAGGCCUAUGCUAGCCAUUUAACUAAAGAACGCUUGGCUGUAGAAGAAACGCAACCAACACCAUCCACGUCUUCAGGAACAUCUAAUGACCUGUUGGGAUUUCUAGACGUUCCGGACGUAUCGACCCCAUUGAGUAACUCAUUGGUAGAUGUCAGGCAAUAUCUCGAGAAGCCAAUAAUUGACAGAAAAGAGUGUCCUAUAACAUACUGGAAAUACACCAACAAUAAAUUGAAGGAAUUAGCGAUGCUCUAUCUCUGUAUUCCAGCAUCUUCUGUGCCUUCAGAACGAAUAUUUUCGAAGGCCGGACAAAUUUUAACCGAACGCAGAAAUAGGUUAAAAGAAAAAAGAUUAAAUGAAUUGUUGUUUAUAAAACAAAAUAGCUAUUAUUUUAAUGAUUGA
Messenger RNA from Parnassius apollo (apollo), 792 nucleotides. NCBI's taxonomy places the organism in Eukaryota, Metazoa, Arthropoda, Insecta, Lepidoptera, Papilionidae. The record is from the annotation of a GenBank genome assembly.